ACAGUUUUUGAUGCCGUUUUCUAUUUUGAAUUCACGUCAUUUUGAAGUAUCUUCAUUCAUCGAAGACUGUUGUGUUCGAGGAAGGGUCGUGCGUGCUAAUUUCAUAGAAAUUACUUACCACUGAUUCUGAGGCGCAGAUUUGACGUAUUCGUCGCGUGAUCGUCACAUUUUAAGCAUCUGGACGUCGCAGAAAAGCUUUAUGACAAACACUGUAGCCAUUGAAAACUCGUCGUUUGGCCGAUACGGUGGUUAUUAAUGGACACUUGGGUAGGAAUCCUCGCUUUUCCGAGCGCACUGUAUGCUGGCACCGUUUGACAGGAGGAGGCUGCCCUUGGCUAGCCGAGCUAGCCACUGCUAGCUAAACAACGAUUGCAGCCCGCCUGCAUUCAGCCUGUGCGGGGUUGUCGGUGUAGUGACUCUUUGACUUGGUGAUUUAUCCACCUCCAGAUAAAAUCGGGGGCCUGGGCUAAUGUCCGUCAGCCGGGGUGAGGAGGGGGGUCUGUCUCAGGCUGAGGCUGCCCCAAACAACAACAACAACCCCCAAGACCUGUUUGAAAGCCCCUCUCAAGCUGUGGCCACUGGAACCACACAGGAGGAUCAGCAUAGCAGUAGACUGCUCUUUAAAGAAACUAUGAAUCAGGUUUCUCCUGCAGUUGAUGAAGCCUCUCCUUCUUCCACAUCGUCUUUUGAGAUGCUUGACAUGAAUUCAGUUCCAGCUCCUUACCAGGAAGUUCAGCCUCACUGGUUCUUCUGUCGACGGGCUGAUGACAGCACGUCUUGGCUCCCCUUCAGCAGAGGAGACUCUGAUAGACUAGAGAAUGCCUGCAACUCUGUUCAAGGUCAGGAAGGUGAUCUGGUGGUUGCUGUGGAUGGAGAGCGAUACGAUGUACAUGUCAAGGAGAGGAAGCGCUAUGCUGUGUACUGGGAGCAAGCUCCUACUGAAGUCCGCCGCUGUACCUGGUUUUACAAAGGAGACAAAGACACCAGGUUCAUGCCUUACCCCGAGGACUUCAGCCAACGUCUGGAGGAAGCCUAUAUGAUAGCCGUGACCUUAGAUGAAUGGAAAAGGAAACUGGACUUCCCCACAGGAGAGACUGUCAUGCUGCACAAUCCAAAGCUGAUAAUGCAGUAUCAGCCAAUAGGAUUGCAGGAUGAGUGGGCCACCUCCCCCUCAGAACAGACCCGGCCGCGAACUGUCAAGAGAGGAGUUGAAAGCAUCUCUGUGGAAAUACCUGACGAGGAGCCAGAAAAAGUGGACCACCUUGUCUUCAUGGUGCACGGCAUCGGCCCUGCCUGUGACCUGCGCUUCAGAUCCAUCAUACAGUGUGUAAAUGACUUCAGGAGUGCUUCCCUAUCCCUUCUGGCAUCUCAUUAUAAGCGUGGCCAGCAGGAUGGCCAGGUGGGCCGAGUGGAGUUCCUCCCUGUCAACUGGCACAGUGCUCUGCAUGGGGACGCCACUGGUGUGGACGAGGACAUCCAGAGGAUCACUCUCCCCAGCAUCAGCAGGCUGCGACAUUUCACCAACGACACGCUGCUCGACUUAUUUUUCUAUAACAGCCCCACCUACUGCCAGACCAUAGUGGACACGGUGGCCUCCGAGAUCAACAGGCUGCACUCCCUCUUCAAGCGGCGGCACCCAGAAUUUCAUGGAACAUUCUCGGUUGUGGGACACAGCCUGGGUUCACUGAUCCUGUUUGACCUGCUGACCAAUCAAAGGAAUGAAUCUGAAACCAGAGAGGGGGUGCAACCGGGUGAACCCUGCCCUGCAAACUGUGACACUUUGGAGCAGACUCUGACCAGACUGGGCCUACAGCAAUAUCUGGAGACGCUGCGGGCGGAAAACCUUGACUCGGAGUCAUUGGCUCUCUGCCACGACAGUGAUCUAAAAGAGUUGGGGAUUCCUCUGGGACCACGAAAGAAGAUUUUGAACUACUUCAGGAGGAGGAUGUUUCCAGAGGGCUGUAGGACAGGAGCAGGACGUCAGGUUCCGGAGCUGCAAGUUCCAUCUCAAGAGACUACAGACAACAAUACGGACCAGACUUCAGGACUGAGCGCACAGCAGUCCCAGUUCCACAGAACGCAGAGCGUCACCAGCGCCGUGGACUACGAGUACUUUAACGUCGGCAUCGGACAGACCAAUGGAGGCAUAGCCAAGGGACAGGUCUCCAUCAAUUACCCACAGCUGGCAUUCCACCCUCAGACAUUUUUUGCUUUUGGCUCUCCAAUUGGGAUGUUCCUGACUGUGCGUGGACUUAAACACAUUGAUCCAAACUACAGCUUCCCAACCUGCAAGAGCUUCUAUAACAUCUAUCACCCAUAUGACCCUGUUGCAUAUCGGAUAGAACCCAUGAUUGUUUCAGACGUGGAUCUGGAGCCCAUGCUCAUCCCGCAUCAUAAAGGCCGCAAGCGGAUGCACCUUGAGCUUAAGGACAGCUUGACCCGUAUGGGUAUGGAUUUGAAGAACAACGUGCUUGGAUCCUUGCGGACAGCGUGGCAGUCCUUCGCCAGAAUGCCUGUGGCUGCACUACCUCCAGUGGAAGAAGGAGAAAAUUCCAUUGAGAAAAACCUUCAGGAAGCACAUGCAGACGUGUGUGAGGAGGCGGAAUCCCCAGUGUCAACGGAGCAGAUGGAGCAGCUGGAGCAGCCGGAGAUCAAAAUGGGAAUGCUGAAUGAAGGGAGACGGAUCGACUACGUGCUUCAAGAAAAGCCAAUUGAGAGCUUUAAUGAAUACUUGUUUGCCAUCCAGUCCCAUCUCUGUUACUGGGAGUCUGAGGACACGGCGCUCCUGCUGCUGAAGGAGAUUUACGACAAGCUCGGCGUGCCCUUCGAACAGCCACAGCAGUCAUAACGUCGUAUGAAUGUCGACUUGCAUCCGUGAUGGUAACCUGAAAAUGAAGGACAGAACCAGAGGCUGCACAAUCCUCUCCCAGAAUGCCUUACUGUGUGAGUGUCUCCUGACUAGCAUCAUUCAGCUUCUUCUGAGAGGGGAGACCUUUUGGAUUCGGUCGGGUGAUCUUGGUUCACAUGUGGCCAUCUAACUUGAGAGAGCAGUAGCCGUGUGGGCUUUGCCUAAACUCUCAUUGCUGGACAGGAUCAUUGCUUAAACGCCACCCAGACGUCACAGUCAGGCUCCUGGUUGCACUUUUUUUCAAGUCAUUCUUUAUCCUUACCUUAGAUUUACACUUUGACACUUCUUUACAUGUCAUACCUUCACCUGCAGCUAAAACACACUCAAAAAGUCGCUAUUAACAGAAAAUGCACUUGUGGAAAUGUUUGUUUUCAUGUUGGAUAACACAUCAAACUGGAAUUUACAUUUAGAUGGUAUUCCUUUGCAAUUUGCACCAAAACACAAUUUAAAAUUGUAGAAACUAAUUGAAGUAGUAGAAUAUAUUUGAUACAUUUUGAUGCAUCUUCCUAUGCAAAGCCUGGGAUCCUAAUGUUUAAAUAUACUUUGGUAUGAUGUUAAACUGUUCUACAAAACAUCUCUAAAUGACAAAACCCUCUUCUAAGAAAGCUCUCUCCCUUAGAAUAAAUUCAGUCUCUAAGACAUUUGCCUGUUGAUCUGAUAAAUGUAUGUUUUGUUUUACAUUUUCGGGCAGUUCUGUUCUCGCUGCCCGACUCAAGGCCAUUUGAAGUCCAAAGCUGCUACUCCUGUGUUUGUGCAAUCUGACCACAAUGUUUAUACCUCUUCUGUCACUGAACACACAGUCCUUGCUUGUCUUUAUGUUCGACUCACAUUAUUAUUAAUGUAUGUAUUGUCUUAGACAAGUACAUUGCGGAAGUAAUCCCGGCGAAGAACUCUGUUGCAACUGAAGUAAAGAAAUGAAGGAACAGAAAAAAAGAGACUUGUUUCACCACAUUGUUUAUUUGCACUGUAAGUAUGAUUGAGUACAGUAUUUCUCCUCCAGGUCCAUGGUACACUUCCACUAAUAUUCUCCUGUUUUUUUUUCUCUCUUCUGUAUCUUAAGCGCACCAUUUUGCAAAACUCUGGUCCAUACUAGUGAUAUAAGGUUCCUCCUAAAAUAUGUUUGGUUUUUAUGCAGAUAUGCAUUCUUCAUAAGCAGUUCCAAUUUUUGCGUUAGCUUCGGGGCCAAAUCAGUCCUGUUUCUCCUUUUUUCUUUUGUAACAAUGCCGUGUUAUUACCUUUGCCGUUUGUGCUUGCAUGCACUUCUUUUUUAUGUUAGAGCGGAGGUUCUCAGCAUAUUCUGGUCCUAAUAUGAUGUCAAUAUCUUUGUAGUUUUCAGGAACCCAGCAAUAAGAACAUAUUCAUGUCCAAAUUAUAUUGAAUCUGAUUUAAAUAAUAUGAUUUAUAAAUUAUAUAGAAAGCUGUUUUCAAAAAUAUUUUUUUGUUUUGAAAAUAAUUCAAGAUAUUAUUAUAUCGGUGUUAAAACUAAACCACAUCUACAUAUAGAAUACAUAUAUGGUCCAGAAAACCCACAUUAGAAACCCCUGUGUUACAGUGAAUUACUUUAUCCCAAUAGAAGAUGUCUUUGUUAUGCACUGUCAUCGAAGCUGAGUCCUCUUCCCUGAAGCUUUGAAUGACCUCCUACAUAACCCUAUGGGCGCAACAUCUGCACAAAAGAUGAAUUAACCUUUUAGGGUUGUUCACUUCCUUACUUUAAAAUGCACUGACUACAAAGCCACAGUGUCAACAUACUCUUGAACUUUCCUAUUGUCGAUACACAUUGUCAUAUUUAAGCAAGAAAGGACUUCAAGGUUUUUGAUUGGUCCUCUGACAAUAAGCUGAUACAUACCAAAAAGACAAGCACUCCUCUUUAUGUGAAGGUGGUUACAUGUUUUGUUGUGCCAUAAUAAAAACAUUA
Messenger RNA from Salarias fasciatus (jewelled blenny), 4823 nucleotides. It is a transcript of the gene ddhd2, whose product is annotated as DDHD domain containing 2. Bases 470 to 2848 code for a protein of 792 amino acids. The transcript has 20 exons. The record is from RefSeq and is a predicted model, not a curated record. Gene Ontology annotation, molecular function: triacylglycerol lipase activity; glycerophospholipase activity; metal ion binding. Gene Ontology annotation, cellular component: cytoplasm; COPII-coated ER to Golgi transport vesicle. NCBI's taxonomy places the organism in Eukaryota, Metazoa, Chordata, Actinopteri, Blenniiformes, Blenniidae.